This is a messenger RNA of Onychostoma macrolepis, 9327 nucleotides long. RefSeq lists its product as uncharacterized. The transcript has 4 exons. The coding region runs from base 5246 to 7357 and encodes 703 amino acids. Gene Ontology annotation, molecular function: catalytic activity. NCBI's taxonomy places the organism in Eukaryota, Metazoa, Chordata, Actinopteri, Cypriniformes, Cyprinidae. The record is from RefSeq and is a predicted model, not a curated record.
AGGACGGAAUGCACAGGCAUUAAAUAGCUGAGCUGAUGAGCCACAGCUGGCACUGAUCAGCUAGUCAGCAAUGAUCACAGACACACCCACACACACACACACACAAACAAACAGAGAGAGCAAGAAGGAGUCAGUGAACCCAUAAACCGUGACAAAAUGUAGCCUUCAAAUGAAAUAUUGGUAUUAAAGAGCAUACCCAGGUUCCUAACUGACGACGAAGACUUAACAGAGCAGCAAUCAAGUGUUAGACAGUAUUCUCGGUUAUUACGUGCCGAGGUUUUUGGUCCAAUAAUUAGAAUCUCUGAAAUUAGCUUUUUUUCUGAAUUCAGUAAUAGGAAAUUUUUAUAUCAGCUAUGCAUUCCGUUAAUUUUGUGAAUUGGUAAGUUAUGUCAGGGCGCAAAUAAAUAUACAAUACAAUACAAUAUUUAUUUGUAAAGCACAUUUAAAAACAACGAAGGUUGACCAAAGUGCUGUACAGAAUAAAAUUAAAAAACUAACAAAAAAACACAGGAAUAGGAUAGAUACAACAAGUUCAAAUUUAAAACACAACACUAACAAAACAACAAUUCAACCAAUGAUCAAGGGGUAUUGAAAGCUAGAGAGAAUAAAUAUGUCUUUAGUGCAGACUUAAAAGCAGAAAUAGAGGGGGCUAAUCUGAUAUAAAGAGGUAGACUAUUCCAGAGUUUCGGACCUGCAGUCGCAAAAGCGUGAUCGCCUCGUUUUUUAAGUCUACAUCUAGGCACGAUGAGUAGACAGAGAUCACUAGAUCUCAAUGUUCUAGAAGGGGUGAUACCUCAUACUUGCGGGUACCAGAAAGAAGUCUAGCAGCUGCAUUUUGCACUAGCUGAAGACAUAACAGUAGACUAUCAUUAGCGUAACAGUGAAAACUAACGCAGUUUCCUAAUGAUAUCUCCCAAGGGUAGCAUGUAGCAUGGUCAGAUAAGUAUGAUUUGAACCAUGCCAAUGCAAUUCCACUAAUGCCAACAUAGUUUUGUUUUCCCGCAGUGUUGCAGUUUAACGUAACUAAGAGAUUUAAAUGUUCUAAUAUUCUAGUAGGGUCUAUUUUGUUCUAGACGAGUGUAAACAGAUCUUGUGUUAAUGUAAGAACAAUCAAUAGUGUCUUGCUAAUGUAAUAAUUUGGCAAUAAGUCUGACUCUGGUGUGAGGUUCAGAGUGAUCAUAUUUAAUAAGCAGUAAUUAUGUGGUGAUGUUGUGAAAUAUAAAUACAAUUUUAAUUUUGGUCUGUAACUUCUAGUUAUAGAGACAAAUCUCAUUUCACACAGCAUUAUUAUUUUAUGGUAUGUGUAUCAUUACUGUGAUUCGAAAUGACUCUUUUUGCAGUUUAAGAUUAUAGUUAUAUCAUCCCCCUCAAAUUAAUUUGAUUAGAAGGCUACUAAAAGUAAUUUCAUAAUACAUUUAAGUUAUAAAAACAUUAAAUUUAAUAUAAUUUUGCUGUUAAUAAGAGAAAAAAAAAACUUGGGAGAAACCAGGCUACACUGGUGGAGCCAGCUCUCCUCUGGCUAUACUAAACAUAUUCAACAUUAUUAUCUUUUAAGUGUAUGUGAGGUGCAUCUCGGAUGAACUUUUGAGGUGGAUGUAGAUGGAGGGGUUGAGUGGAACAUCCGUCUGGACUGAAAGGUGGAUCUUCAAGGCCUUGGUGUCCUUGUGGACAUCUUGCCGAACUGCAGCUGGGCCUGACAGUGUCUCUUAUCCUCAGGAACCCGGGGCUGAGACAGUGGAAGAGAAAAACACAUAUAUUAGCAUAGAUGCCAUUCACAUCAUAUUUAAAAGCUACAACAAUAUGAGAAGUGUAUUUUUUUGGUUCCGGCCAACCUAACUAAUUGAAGCAUAAUGUGUUACCUUAGUAAAUUAGUUGUAUGUUUGGUUAAAGAGAUGAGUCUUUAAUCUAGACUUCAACUGGCAGAGUGUGUCUGAUUCUUGAACAACACUAGGAAGGCUAUUCCACAGUUUAAGAGCCAAAUAGGAAAAGGAUCUUCCUCCUGCAGAAGAUUUUGAUAUUCUUGAUAUUAUUAACUGGUGAGAGUUUUGCAACCGCAGUGAACGUGAUUGACUAUGGUACGACAUGAGCUCACUUGUAGUCCAUGGUAGUCAUAAAGACAGUAGUCACUUGCCUCGUUUUUGAAUGAAUCAUCGGUUUGAAUGAAUGACUAAUGACUCGCUCAUUAAAACAGUAAUUUACCGCCACCAGUAAUUUCUACUGGUGGAUUGGUUUCAUAUUUAAAAGUAUUGCAUUUUCGAGAGGGGUCUGUCUGCAGACUGCAAGAAGGGGGCAUAACUUGAAGUUGUCCAAAUCACACAGAACCACACAAGAUGUCAAAACGAGAUGUUGUUGGGCUGUGUCUGAAACCACAUACUCUCUGAGUAGGCACUUAAUUGGGUACUUACUUAAUGAGUGCUAAAAGAGUAGCAUACAUACUCUACAGCCUGAAUGCGUUAAUUAUGAAAGCGAUUUGGGUAACAUCCGGCAUAUUUACGUUAUCAUGUGACCUACGACUUUAUUACAAGUGCAACAACUUAAAAGAUAUGAGCGACAGGUUUAAUUAAUCCAUCCGUAAUAUCUUGAUAUUGAUGAAACUUGCCCAUUUUGUGGUCUUGUUGAAAAAACAACUGCGCAUUUAUUUUAUGAUUGUAGUAUAGCCAAUAAAUUUUGGGUUGAUUUAAGUUCUUAUAUUUUUAAACCCACUAAUGUCAUCCACAGUUUUAUCCUUAAAGAAAUUAUUUGUUUUAUUACAAAAACUCAAAAUCAUUAUCAUUAUCUCUUGAAUAUGUUGUUAAUUUCUUUAUUUUAUGUGCAAAAUGUUUCAUCCACAAGCAAAAGUGGCUUAAAUCUCCUUAGUUUUCUUCUUUUUCUUGUUGAAUUUAACUCUCGUUUCAUCCCUCAGUUUUCUAAAAAAGCAUCAUGAUGAAUUAUUAUAUUUAAUUAAACACUGUGCUUUUUUCUGUGUAUAUAAUCUCAUACUAUGAUGAACACGUCACGUGAUAUUCACGUUUGCUGUUUUAUGCCAUAAGAUUGUCCAUUGUUAGAUACAACCAUCUUUCCCUGAUCUUAUAUGUAAUUUAUAAGUUAGGCAAUAAUAAAAAAUAAAAAAAGGACAGGUGCACUAACAGGGGUGUCCAAACGUGGUCCUGGAGGGCCACUGUCCUGCAGAGUUUAGCUCCAACUUGCCUCAGUACACCUGUCGGGAAGUUUCUAGUAUGCCUAGUAAGACCUUGGCACACCUGGUUCAGGUGUGUUUAAUUGGGGUUGGAGCUAAACUUGGCAGGACACCGGCCCUCCAGGAGCACUAACAUCUCAUGGCAUCACUAACUCAACAACCCUACCUAGUACAGUUUUCCUCAGCGUUUGCAAUGUCUGCACAAAGUUGACGCUGGGCAACUGCUUGAAGAUCUGGCCUUUGGAGAAGACUGUUGAUUUUAUACUAUAAAUACGGUGAACCCCACGUCCUUCUGCCAUCUCAACACAGAUGUGUCAAUUCUGCAGCUGCGCUGUGCUUCACAAUCUUGCUCUUCUCAAUGGGGACAUCGUUGACCCAGAGGAUGAGGAAGACCAUGAUGAUGCCCCCUGAACCACACAACCUUGAGGCAAGAGCAGGAGAACAUGUGCAGGACAAUCUGGCUGCCACUGUGUCUGCUCCAAACGUUCAUGUGCCUGCUCUCCAUGAGCACGACUACCUGUAAAACAUUUAAACAGAGUUAAACAUUAACAAUUCAUGUUGUCAGCUUUCCAUUUCUUGCCAAAUAUCAUUUCAUGUUUACAAUUACAUGCAUUUUUUUAGUUGUAGCUUUAUUACUUUUGUAGUUGGCUAAACCACUGAACUGGUGAGCAGAAGGUUGCUGGUUCAUCACCGGUGUGUCCUUCAGCGAAGCUCUUUUCUCCAGGCUGAUCCAGGGGGUUGUAGGUCCCUGUAAUAAGAGCACUGUAAAUCACUUUGGAUAAAAUCUUCAUGACAUUUUUUUUAAUGAUGCUUUUGAAGCUUCUGAAAGUCGGGCUUCAUUGUAUGAACAGAGACCAGCAGAACAAACUUGACCAAAAUCACAUCCUCAGUGUCUUUUAGUCUUUCUCUAGAUGUUCUCACUGACUCUGGGGUCACUGAGGAGGAAGAGAGUGACCUCAGCAGCAUCCGGUUCAGAUGAGGCAGUAAGGUCAGGUGGAGUGAUGGAGCGUCUCAUGGCACUGGACCAUUUCCAGGAUGCUGCUGUGGUCUUCUCCAUCCUCACCAGUCUGUGGACAUUUCAGAUCCUGCAAAGAUGCACAAACUUAAUACAAAAACAGUCAUUUUAACAACACAAUGUCAUCUGAUCUCUGUAUUAGAAGUAACAAAAUGAUCUUACUUUAUAUUUUUGUCUCAGGUUUUCCCCCUUUUUUCUCUCACAAAUGCUUCCGCCACCUUGCCUUGCAGGUCCUGCUCCACACAGAAGAUCUGCAGCAAAUGCACAGGAAUCAAGAAUCAGAAAAGUGCUGUAAUAGCUCUGUUUGAAAUUACAAUAAUUAAAAUAAUCUUAAGAUUUAAAAGAUGUUUUAUUGAUGUCUGUAGUGUGCUCACUGAGAGGCUUUGAUGGCAGCAUUGCUUCAUCAGUCACUCUUCAGCGGAUAAACACUCGUGUGUCUCAUCUGUCCCUGUAACAUCAGACAAGAGUCAGUCACCUCUGUGAUUUAUACUGCAUUCACAUGUUGAGGUAGUUGCUGAUGUAACUCCCUUUUUAUCCAACACAAAAGCUCCUCCAUUUAUCAACAAUACUAAUAGACAAAUAAAAUAGAUAACUUAUGUUUAGUUACUUUAUGUAGAUUAGUUUAUUUACAUUACAUUCAUCUGAAGCAGUGCUGACAACCGUGAAUUCUACAAAACACACACAUCACUCACUCAGAUCUGUUCCAUGUCUAUUAGAUGUGCUCAUAUGCAAUAUUUAUCAAAUAUAAUCCUAGGAAUCAUCUUUAAGAUGAAUAUAUGGUUUAUGUAAAUCCACUUUGGACACACUUACUGGAGCUCCCCUGAUAGCUAUACACAAUAAAAUGUGUUUUUAUAGCAAAACCACAAAUUUACUAUAUUAUUUAGGCAUGGUUUCACAGACAGGGUUUAGUCCUCUGUCUGUGAGCAAUAUUUCAAAAUGUUCUAUCUUUUAUCACCUAGACCUUUGUUGGCCAGUGUGGGGCAUUAAUCUUCUGGGCUGAAAGUUAACCCCAUUCAGGCUUUGGUCUUCAUCAGCAGAAAACGUUUGCUCAGUCUAUGCUCAAUUAUUACUUGAAGAAUAAAGCAAAGUGUCUUCUCAUCUGUCUCUGUUUUCCUCCUUUCAGUCUUCCUGCUCAGUUUUCUGCUCUCUGCUCAGAGGAUCAGGAGGACACAGAGGCCUUCAUCAUGGGCACCGCUGACCAACUGCUAGAGCUGAUUUUCUGCUGGAUCAAGGAGAAGGAGCGCUUUGCAGACAAUCUGAGGAAACUGGCUGAGGAGCUGGAGUCACUCAGAGAAAAAUGCAAUGUUGGUGAAUGUGUUGGAAGCUCAUUAAAGGUGUUGGGAGCUGCAACUAUGAUCGGGGCCGGUGUGGCCACAUUUUUCACGUUUGGAGCAACUGCUCCACUUAUGGCAUCUGCAUAUACAUAUACAGGCAUAGGUUCCGCUAUUUGUCAAACUACUAAACUCAUCGAGCACUUAUGCAGCAGCAGCACCAUGAAGAAGGUGAAGAAUAUAGAAGAGAAGAGCAAUGAAAUUGCAAAAGAAAUACAGGAACUGUUCCAGAAACUGAAGUCCGAGAAGAAGGAGGUAAAUCCCUUAGCAGAACCAGAUGAAUUGCAUCACAUCAUGGCUGAAUUUCUGAGAGCUAUUGCAAGACAGAGUGGUCUAAAUGUUCAAAUCAUCAAUGACUCAAUGCUCAAUGACAUGCUCAUUCACGCGCUUCAAGAGUUUCCUCUGGAUAUGAUCAGUGAUAUGGACAGCCGCGGGGCUGUGGGGGGUUCUUCAUCAGCAAGAGCAGGACGACGAUCAGAGGGGCACUUUGAAAAUUGGACGGGCAUUUACAGGGCUGUGGGGGGUUCUUCAUCAGCAGGAGCGGGACCACGAUCAGAGGGGCACUUUGAAAAUUGGACGGGCAUUUCUAACACAAAGAGCACCCCCCAGAUGAGAAAAUUAACCAGCAUUUUAUGUGGCGGGGUUCUUUCAGUUGUCUUGAUUAGUAUUCAACAUAAAGGGAUACAUAAAGGGAAAGCUAACUUGAGUGAUACAGUACUUCAUCUUUUAAGAUCAACAGGAUUUCAAACAAGCAUGAGGAUUGUUGGAGGACUUGGUGUUGGAGGACUUGUUGGAGGACUUGGUGUACAAAUGAUGACACGUGCACUUCCUGAAAUGAUUGACAACUGGAAAGAAAUGAUCGAGGGGAAUCAUGUGACUGAAGCCAGCCAAUCACUGAGAGACACAGCCUACGGAAUCCAAGAGACCACUCGGACACUGAAGGAACAGAUCCAAAAAAUCAAGAAAAUGCUACAAGAGAUUGAACAGGAGAAGCAGAAGUUACAAGAGAUUGAACAGGAGCAGCAGAAGUUAAAAAAGAUUAAAAAGGAGAAGCAGAAGUCACAAAAGACUGAAAAGGAGCAGCAGAAGUUAAAGGAGUUAGAAGAGACUGAAGAGGAGGAAAGCAGCGAGGACGAGGAUCCUCCUGCAGUGAAUGUGGGGUUGCUCAAUGUUCAUUCAAUCAAAAAUAUGAAGGAAAAAAGACUCAAGAUCAAAAAUCUCAUAACAGAAAAUAACCUGGAUGUCUUUCUCCUAACAGAGACAUGGUUAGAUAAUGCCACUGCAGAUGAAGCCCUUCGUGAAACUGUGCCAGCAAACUUCUCGUUUGUUCAACGGUCCAGGGAAGGUAGAGGGGGGGGUGUUGCCAUUCUGUUUUCACAGUUGUUGCACAGUCAAAUAAUUACUUUUGAGUCUACAACAACGUUUGAAUGUGUGGCCACAGCUCUGAGACAUGAUGAGUGGGACGAAGAUGUUCUGUUCAUAAAUGUGUAUCGCCCACCGAUACAAACCAAACAGCAGUUCUGUAAUUUUGUGGAUGAGUUUGAAAUGCUCUUGAACGAGGCUUCCACAGACUACAACAGUAUCGUUGUGGCUGGUGAUUUUAAUGUCCAUGUCGAGGAUACCUAUGAUCUAAAAACAAUUAUAUUUGAAAACGUCUGUAUGAGUGACUUUGAUCAGCAUGUACCGAAGCCAACACAUGAAAAAGGGGGCAUCCUGGAUCUGGUUUUCAGGCGAAAUGUUGAAGUCUCUAGAGUCCACGUCCGUGAUGAUGGGAUUUCAGAUCAUUCCACCAUAUAUUUUAGCAUUAGGCCAGCGUCAAAAGAUGCAAAACCUUAAGCAAAUAAUCAUGUAAAUAUGUGCAGUCGAGUCAUAUUUAAUUAUAUAGCGCUUUUCACAAUACACAUUAUUUAAAAGCAGCUUUAAACAAAAUAAUAAAUAUAAAUACAUGAAAAUUAUAUAAUAAUAAUAAUAAUGUUUUAAUGCUUUACAUUGCGAGAUUAUAUCUCAUAAAGUGAUCAUAUUUAAUAAGCAGUAAUUAUAUGGUGAUGUUGCGCAAUAUAAAUACAAUGGUAACGCUUUAGAUUACAACCCGCAAAGAACUGCGUAAGUAUACUGAAUUUACGCUAUACGUUUCUGUAAUUAUAGUGUACCUAUAAAGAACGUACGUGUAGAUAUAAGGGAACAAUGUGUUACGUUUGGGUAAUAAGGGGGUAACAACCAGAUAUGCAACCUGCAAAGAACUGCGUAAAUAUAUUUAAGUUGCACCAUAACGUUUUUGUAAUUAUAGUGUAUCUCUGUGUAGGUAUAGUGGAAUAAUGUGUGACGUUUGGGGAAUAAAGGGGUAACAACCUGUGAAAUUACAAAUCAUUUAUACUGGAAGUACUUUGAAACUAAGGGGUACCUAUUCUAAUAUUACGUGGUAUGAUAUGUAUCAGUCAAGUCAAGUCAAGUCACCUUUAUUUAUACAGCGCUUUUACAAUACAGAUUGUGUCAAAGCACUUAACAGUAUCAAAUUGGAGGAUAGAGUGUCAGUAAUGUAUAAUGAUAAGAUUAAACACUCAAUUUUCAGUUAAAGGCAUUUCAUUAUUGAAUUCAGAGAUGUCAUUGUCUAGCUCAGUUUAGUUUAAAUAGUAGUUUGGUUUAUUACAACAAACUCAAAAGUGUCUUUUCUAUACUAAUGACAAAAUCAGUUAUUUUUAGAGCAGUGGUCUCACAUGAGGGGGGAAGGUGACCCAUACUCAGGAUUUGUGCUCUGCAUUUAACCCAUCCAAGUGCACACACACAGCAUUGAACACACACACAUCGUGAACACACACCCGGAGCAGUGGGCAGCCAUUUAUGCUGCGGCGCCCAGGGAGCAGUUGGGGGUUCGUUGGCUUGCUCAAGGGUCUCACCUCAGUCGUGGUAUUGAGGCUAGAGAGCGCUGGCUAUUCACCCCCCCCCACCGUCAAUCCCUGCUGGACCUGAGACUCGAACCCACGACCUUCAAGUUACAAAUCCGACUCUCUAUCCAUUAGGCCACGACAAAGUGAGUCUGACAGCAUGCAGAGCACAGCUAACACACGAGACAUGCAUGAUGAGCUUGAUCUGGUCAAUGUGGGUGUGCGGUCCAGAACUGAAGACAGCUGAGAGGAACUGCAUCAGUUUGCUCUGGAUCCUCAGUGUUCACUCGCACACACACCGUCUGCAAAAACUGUCAAACCACUCUGAUUUAUUUUGGCCUCUGAUGAUGGACUGUGUAAACAAACUUGAGAAUGACAUUAAAAACAUGUCUCUGCAAGUCUUUUAUAGACAAGCUAUUGGUUUGAAACGCAUUCCGCCAGCGCCUGGUUGGAUGACAUUCAGUUACUCCUGGCACGGGUUAGUGCUGGAAGACCCCUGUAAAGUGCUCAUACUGUCCCUUCACACGGUCCAGUGUCACAGUGGUCCAGUGGGAAAACCUUUUCCCGUGCCUUUUUAAAAGAAAUGGGGGGGAAUCAGAUUUAUUGGCCUCCAAUAUGACAAGUAACUCCUUCUGGCGAGCAAGGAACCUGAAGAAUGAAACACCACACUGAGAUGCAGAAGCUAGUACACACACUGGUCUCAAAGCGCUCCCUGAGUGCAGGCGUGUCAAACUAACAGAAAAUGACAUGUUAACUAGAUUAGUAUUCAAGGUUUAUUGUCAGAAUCCAAAGACCAGCAAUUAAACACUUUAUUUCAUAGCAAUCUUCUAAGGAAAAAAAUAUUAAAGCUCACCUGAGAGAAGUUGAAUGGGAUGUCCAGCACGGUGUGGAGGGCAUACUGAAAAACAGUAAAGAUUCAUUUAC